AUGAUUCAGGCGAUUCUGGUUUUCAAUAACCACAGGAAGCCGCGGCUGGUCCGCUUCUACCAGCGUUUCCCAGAAGAAAUUCAGCAGCAGAUUGUUCGAGAGACCUUUCAUUUAGUUCUCAAACGGGAUGACAACAUCUGUAACUUCUUGGAGGGUGGAAGUUUGAUUGGUGGCUCUGACUACAAACUGAUUUAUCGGCAUUAUGCUACCCUCUACUUUGUAUUUUGUGUGGAUUCCUCAGAGAGUGAACUUGGGAUCUUGGACCUCAUCCAGGUUUUCGUGGAGACUCUGGACAAGUGUUUUGAAAAUGUUUGUGAAUUGGAUUUGAUCUUCCAUAUGGAUAAGGUACACUACAUCCUUCAGGAGGUGGUGAUGGGUGGGAUGGUCCUGGAAACAAACAUGAAUGAGAUCGUGGCUCAGAUUGAAGCCCAGAACAGGCUGGAGAAGUCCGAGGGUGGCCUUUCAGCCGCACCCGCCCGAGCGGUGUCCGCUGUGAAGAACAUCAACCUGCCAGAGAUGCCCCGGAACAUCAACAUCGGCGAUCUCAACAUCAAGGUCCCCAACCUGUCCCAGUUUGUCUGA
Messenger RNA from Rangifer tarandus platyrhynchus (Svalbard reindeer), 582 nucleotides. The record is from the annotation of a GenBank genome assembly. NCBI's taxonomy places the organism in Eukaryota, Metazoa, Chordata, Mammalia, Artiodactyla, Cervidae.